This is a messenger RNA of Rubroshorea leprosula, 1911 nucleotides long. The record is from the annotation of a GenBank genome assembly. NCBI's taxonomy places the organism in Eukaryota, Viridiplantae, Streptophyta, Magnoliopsida, Malvales, Dipterocarpaceae.
AUGGCUAUCGAACUCGAGGUGGAGAGCUCGGAAAAAGGCGGUGAGGCGGUGUGCUACGGAUGAAAAUCAGAGGCGAAAAACCCUAAGAUUCUUGAGGAGGCGGCAGAGGAGCAGCAGGAUUCCUGGAAUGGAAAAGGAAGAUAGGCAGAGACGGAGAACAUAAAUAAUCGCAGAGGGACACCAAGCUGGGAAGAGGGAGAGCUGAAGCCAGGAAAGGAAAAGAAGACGUAUACUGUGUUGAGGAAGUGAAAUAAAGGCUGAUAGCAGGAACCAUGGUUGGUGAGAACAACUCCAGUUGCAAAGCAAAAGACAGAAAAAAGAAGAAGAAACGUGGGGGUAGCAAGAAGAAGAUGACAGCUGAGCAGUUUUCUGCUUUCAAAUCAGUGAGUGAAUGGGUUUAUUUGGAUCAGCAGCAUUUAAGUGCUGCUUCUUGUGUUGUGGAUGACUUUGGGGUGCAGAAGAGUCAAGGGAGAGGAGGGGAGAAGUUGGUCUUUGAAUUGCACUGUCAUUCCAAGCACAGUGAUGGUUUCUUGUCCCCGUCAAAGCUUGUGGAGAGAGCACACAUGAAUGGGGUAAAAGUUCUUUCCCUGACAGAUCAUGAUACUAUGUCUGGGAUCCCUGAGGCCAUAGAAGCAGCUCGAAGAUUUGGUAUCAAGAUAGUCCCAGGAGUUGAGAUCAGCACAAUAUUCUCCCCAAGAAAUUCUGACUUAGAGGAACCUGUCCACAUCCUUGCAUAUUAUAGCAGUUGUGGGCCAACAAGGUAUGAGGAGCUGGACAAAUUUUUGGCCAGUAUAAGAGAAGGGCGUUAUCUUCGUGCAAAGGACAUGAUCUCAAAACUCAAUAAGCUCAAACUACCUCUUAAAUGGGAGCAUGUUGCCAAGAUUGCUGGCAAGGGAGUUGCUCCUGGGAGACUGCAUGUUGCUCGAGCUAUGCUAGAGGCAGGCUAUGUAGAGAAUCUGAAACAAGCUUUUUCCAGAUAUUUGUAUGAUGGUGGACCUGCUUAUUCAACGGGAAGCGAGCCUCUAGUAGAAGAAGCAGUAAAGCUUAUUUGUGAAACUGGAGGUUUGGCUGUUCUGGCUCAUCCUUGGGCAUUAAAGAAUCCAGUUCCCAUCAUCAGAAAGUUGAAAGAUGCUGGUCUCCAUGGAAUGGAGGUGUACAGAAGCGAUGGGAGGCUGGCAGUAUACAGUGACUUAGCGGAUACUUACGGUCUUCUCAAGCUAGGGGGAUCAGAUUAUCAUGGGAGAGGUGGGCAUGGUGAGUCUGAACUUGGGAGUGUGAAUCUUCCAGUUUUGGUUUUGCAUGACUUCCUCAAGGUGGCUCGACCCAUCUGGUGUGGUGCAAUUAAGGACAUCCUAGAGCUUUAUAUAAAGGAACCCUCUGAUUCAAAUCUAGCCAGGAUCACAAGCUUCGGGAGGAUAGGGAUUUCUAAAGGAAGUUCUACCCCAAAAUGUGGUAAGGACUUGAUCGAUCGCUCCUUAUCAUUGUGGCUGACAAAUGAAGAAAUGCAGAAUGUUGAUUUUGAAGCCAUCAAAUUGAGACUUUCCCAUAUAUCAAUCAAUCUAGGUGGGGCAAUAGUUCCAGUCGAUGCUAAAUAGUUACUGAUUUUAAUUGAGAUAAAAUCUCUACCGGUUUUAGUUCUUUCCGGCAUGAUCAUUAGAAAAACACUCGCUAUUACCAUUCCUAUCAAGCUCAAAGUUCAAUUAUCUCUUCAUCUUUUUAAUGAAGAGAUAAUUUUUAAUCAUUAUGGAGAAAAAUGCAACAUGGUAGCAUUUGGGGGUAGACACGAAAACAGGACAUGGACUUGGAUUCAAUCUAUAUUAUUGUAUAUCCCUUCUCCAGUAAUUCAUUCUAAGAUGAAACCAUUGCCAUCUCAUACUAAUGUGUCUGUAUGGAAUGAUAUGAUUGUUUAUU